GGCUGAGUGGACAAACGAUAGGGAAUUCACUUCUUCAUUCCAGUCCGGUCAAUUUACCCGGAUUUUGUACUGUCAUCCUAAGAGGGAGUCUUCCUGAUCAAGAUCUGGUCGGCCUACGAAAGAAAACCAGCAGGCGUGCUGUUGCGAGGUUGCUGUGUACUGCAUGGGAAUGGGGAUGAAAUUCCAUCUGGCCAUUUUCGUUUUCUACCUGCUUCUGCGCUUACGGGUGGAAGGGGUACCCAGGAGCAUGGAAAUCCUGGUGAAUGGGGCUAAGAGGCUGCAACAACUGGCUCCAGCAGUGGGAGGAAGUUCUAACGAGGUCUCUGACGAGAACAGCCUAAUAGAGAAAAUGACUUUGGCGAAAGAUUUGGAGGAUGAAGAGAGUGAAGAAAAGCGAAGCAAGACGCAAACGUUUGAGUCUGGUACCUUUCCUCGCUCUGGAAUCGACGGGAAUCUCGUGAUCGACCGAGAACUCGUACAGGAUUCGUUGAACAUGUUUAGAGGAGAAAAUGAACUAGCAGAGACAUCCUCGAGAGGCUCACACUUGCUGCAAGAACAUCCACUCUUAAGCCAGGGGCUGGAACCGUCGAAUCGCUGCAACUCUACUCUUCCCUGGCUCGGGAAGAUGACAAAGGGGAUCGACAUCACGGAACUGGACCUGACUCCUUUUGACUUCGUCUUGCCUGAUGGCUUCAAGCUCCCUCUCUUCGAUUUCACAUGCGAACAAGGCAACAAGAUCGUCAUGAACAAGACCGAGUACCAGCUACCAGACCAGAUAUGGGCUAUGACACCUGUUCCAGGAGGCUGGUUCUCAUCCAAUGUGGAGAUCUUCAAAUCCUAUCAGGAAGUGAAGCGCUCCAGGUCGACGGACGUUGGGGUCAAGGGAGGAUUUUUGUGGUUUAGUUUCUCUGCCAGUCGCUCCUAUAUGUACAUGCAGAACACAAUCACCAACAACUCCCGUUAUAUUGAAGAGGUUUCUGCCUUCGAAACGGCCGUACGAGCUGACCUUCACCCAAGUUGGAUUGUCCAGAUGAGCAAAAUGAUAGACGUGUUCGUUGAAGGCCGGCUUAAGAAAAAUUUUACCGAAGAUCCGGGUGCAUACGAGGAAUUCAUAGAUAACUUUGGCACCCACUAUUUCAAGACUGCAUGUUUUGGAGGAUUCAUCAAGCUACUGCUGGAGACCAAAUCAGAAUACUUUAAGAACGUAACGGACGAACAAGUGAAGGCCCAGGCUGGCGCUUCUUUCCUGAAACUUUUAUCCCUGAAGGGAAGUAUAUUCGAUGAUACGACGAAACUCGACGAGAGAUUUGAACGGAUGACACGAAAGACAAUCAGGUAUUACGGCGGAGAUGUGAAAUUCAAUUCCACCAAUAACACUCUCCAGGAUUGGCAGCCGACAGUUUCGAAAAAGCCUUGGCUCUUUUCUGGUGAGCUGGAGCCCAUUAGCGACCUUCUUCAGGAGGAAAAUAAGAGGAGGUCCAUGGAACAGGCCGUGAUGAACCACGUUCUGCAUGCAUACGUGGAGGAACUUGCCAGAAUCGUGAAGGCGGUUCCACCGCAUUGGCCUGUUGGACUCAAGAAACUCAUGUCCUUGCAAGAUGAGAUCGCCUCUCUUCAAAGCACUCGCAUCCUGGAAGAGACAAAGGUGAAACAAGUCGCAGCGGCGGUGGAAGACCAAGUGGACAUUCCUGCUUGGUUCACGCGGUGGGUGCGAUUGUGCUUCCGUUGGGAAUCAAAUGGGCCAGGCGAGUGUUACGCAGAUGGGGGAGUCCAACAACUUUGCGCCAAUCCUGGUAUGAUGACUGCUAAUUUUACGGAUUACACCAGGAGCGGUAACGGAUGCAAUAUGACCUGGGGAAUCCUAUCCGAAUUCGAACCGGACUGGUUUAAAGUAGUCCAGUUCUGCUUCCGUUGGUCCAUUUGUGGUAGUGGGAGCAUCUGGCAGACCUGUGGGAGAGACAUCGAUCCACCCAUAUGCGCGCCAGUAAAUAAUUGGACCAAAAUCUAUCUAGACAACUCAAGUUCUUUAAAGACAGUUCGGGUUUCGUGGAGUCUGCUCGUCCCCAGCACUGCCCCCGUCUGGCUUCGCAACAUCAAACUCUGCUUCCGUGGUUACAAGGAUCCAAUGGGUAAUGUUAACCGUGAAGCAUGCGCCAUUGCCAACGAGUGGACUCCCUAUCGUCACGACUUAAGUUCUUCAAGUGCUGCCUUCACUUUGAAUUGGAGUCUUAAACUGGAAUAA
Messenger RNA from Darwinula stevensoni, 2242 nucleotides. NCBI's taxonomy places the organism in Eukaryota, Metazoa, Arthropoda, Ostracoda, Podocopida, Darwinulidae. The record is from the annotation of a GenBank genome assembly.